Molecule: messenger RNA, 1524 nt
Organism: Musca vetustissima
Lineage: Eukaryota; Metazoa; Arthropoda; Insecta; Diptera; Muscidae
Product: protein maelstrom 1-like
Exons: 2
Coding region: 1-1524 (507 amino acids)
Biological process (GO): negative regulation of DNA-templated transcription; male meiotic nuclear division; spermatogenesis
Cellular component (GO): P granule; nucleus
Molecular function (GO): sequence-specific DNA binding
Source: RefSeq, a predicted model, not a curated record
AUGGCUCCCAAAAAACAAAAACCCUCCGGUUUUAUGUUUUUCACUGUAGAAUGGAGAAAUAAAUAUGGUAAAGGCCUAACCAUUGCCGAAGCCACCGAAGAAGCUGGAAAAAUUUGGAAAACAAUGGAUGCAGGACAGCGUGCUCCCUAUAAUGAAAAGGCUAAAUGUGAGACAUCGUUUAUGGGAAGUGGAGGUGGUGGUGGAGCUGGAAAAAUGACGUGUACCGGUGUACCGAUUUCCCUGGUGGAAAAAGAGCGUUUGGAUCAAGAGAAUAAGGAACGUCAAAUGAAACGUGAAAUUGAGGCAACAGUACGAAAAGGUUCAAAAGCUGGGCAAUUGGAGACGCAAACCUAUUACUUUAUAAUGGCUAACUAUUUCACAAAAACCCUAAAGGAUGGCAUAUAUGUACCAGCUGAGAUAGCGGUGGCUAAGUUUUCCCUAAAAGGAGGUGUACAACAAGUCUAUCAGACCCUUAUUAAUCCGGGUGUUAAUAUUUACGGUCAUCAAUAUGAGGCUCAACAUUUAUCGGAUACCACCCAUAAAUUACCAUUACCCCCAAAUGCUUUGGGUGAAACCCAAUUGGGAAAAAUUUAUAAUGAGAUUUUGAAUUUUGUGCGCGACAAUAAAGAUGGAAAUUAUCAACCGUUAUAUACACAUCGCGAUUGCAUACAUAUUGUUGAGUCCGUUUUGGGAUUCCUACAAAAUGAUACUGAAGCAAAUAAUGUGCAGUUGAAUGUCUAUUCCAUACAACAUUUGUUAUUUGUUAUGAAAGAAGCCACCUGUGAGGCUGGAGAAUUGGAGAAACCAAAAACUUUUUACAUAACAGAUGCCUUCUUUGAUCGGGACUUUUUUGAAUAUCAGUGUGGCAUUGGAUGUCAGUAUCAUGAGGAAAUCGAUACAUCUAAAUAUUGUACCCAAUCGUAUGUAACACGUUGGGGUUAUAUGUUUGCCGAUUAUAUGUGUGGUGAUAUUGCUAUACCACUAAUGCCAGGACUUCAUUGUCCACCCAAUACAAAUUUGAAUGAACUUGUUACACCAGCACCCAGUUUUUAUUCCGAUACCGAGUCAUUUAUUUCAAUUGGUACAACAGCAACAAAUUUCACCAAACCUGUGGCUGGUUCUAAAUUAUACUAUGAUGAUGAUGAACAGAAAACUAUAGUAUCCGAAGCAAGUAAAACAUAUACUGUUAACUUCCCAAACUUGGGGGGUGGUGGUGGAGCUAUUAGAAAAAAUACGGCACCAUCAAGGCAAACAAAUGUUACACGCACUAUUAAAAGCAGCUUUGAAGAUGCCGAAUAUGAAGAUUGUGCUGAUCUGAAUCCUUGGACAUCACGAUCCCGUAAUAUUCCUCGACAGCCAGCCAAAUCUCAUUUUGAUAUUAACUAUACAAAUGAUGGUUUGACCUCAGAUACGGAUGACUACAGUUCAGUGGCAAGUUUUGGACGUGGUCGUUUGAUCGCUGAUACUUCAUUCAAUACAAUAAGUGGUAGCAGUUAUGGCCGUGGACGCUUCCUAAAGCCUUAA